GCGGUGACGUGCUUCGCUUAGGAAGAGUGACGGUGCAGCAGUCAGCGUGAGCCUCGCCUAUUAUUGUGAUAACAAUAAAAGACAACAAAACGCAUCGUUUGUGCAGUGUGGAAGAAAACGGGCUAAAAAAGCCAGUCAUCAUGACCGAGGCUUCUAAAACACAUGUCAUCUUAUUGUCCUGUGGCAGCUUUAACCCCAUCACCAAAGGACAUAUUUAUAUGUUCGAAAAAGCCAGAGAUUAUCUGCACAAGACAGGCCGUUUCAUCGUCAUCGGUGGUAUCAUCUCCCCAGUCCAUGACACUUAUGGGAAACCGGGUCUGGUCUCCAGCCGGCACCGUCUCACUAUGUGUCAGCUAGCAGUUGAGUCAUCUGACUGGAUAAGGGUAGACCCAUGGGAGUGCUACCAGGACUCCUGGAAAACCACAUGCUGUGUGCUGGAACAUCACCGUGACCUCAUGAAGAGAGUGACAGGAUGUAUUCUUUCCAACGUCAAUUCUCCAUCCACAACACCUGUGAUUGGUCAGCCACAGAACGAGACCAGUCCCAUCUACCAGAACUCCAAGCCAAACAACAAGCCUACAGCUUUAAAGUUUUGGGGGAAGAUGAGUGAAAGCCUAGGAAGAAUCUGCUGCGUCCGUCCUCACAAUGAGCGUUUCUCCUUUGUGGAUGAGAAUGCCAACCUUGGCACUGCAGUUCGUUAUGAAGAAAUUGAGCUGCGAAUCCUGCUGCUUUGCGGGAGUGACCUGCUGGAGUCCUUCUGUAUCCCUGGGCUGUGGGACAGCAGUGAUAUGGACGUUAUCGUGGGGGAUUUUGGCAUCGUUGUCGUGCCCCGUGACGGCACUGAUUCAGAAAGCAUUAUGAACCAUUCUCCUGUGCUCCGCAAGUACAAGGAUAACAUCAUCGUGGUCAAAGAUGACAUCAACCACCCAAUGUCUGUUGUCAGUUCUACAAAGUGCAGGUUAGCUCUUCAGCAUGGAGACGGGCAUGUGUUGGACUACCUGAGUCAGCCAGUCAUCGACUACAUUCUAAAGUGCCAGCUCUACAUCAACACUUCUGGAUAGAACGCCCUCUGCUGGAGCUGGAGUUCAAUUGCCAUAAAUUUCUCUUCCGUCUGUUUUAUUGUGCAUAAGUUCCUCUAUCCUUUGCUUUUCUGUGUGCAGGUCCAGUCAAUGUCUAUGAACUUGUGGACUCUUACCAAUGUUUUUUUUCUCCUCAACUGUGCAGGAAGGCAUGUAUUGCAGUUGUGAGGCUGUAAAUGAGGAACGAAGUUUUUAACAUGCAUGUAAAAAGUGCAGAGGAGAGAAGAGCAUUACCUUUAGUGAUGAAUUGUUGACCACUGUCACUGUUAAAUAUGGUCUCUCCUGCAAUUGCAUGCUUGGACACCUUCAUUUGGCAUGUACCUUUACUUGUAAAGUAGAAUAUAGUCUGUAGUGAUUCUAUUAGCAUUGAACUGCUACAAAGUCAGAGUCUGUGCUCCAGAAGAACAUAUAUCUUAAGUUCGCCGUUAACUUUGUGUAGUGUGUGGCAUGCCUGUAUUUUUUCCUUAUGAAUCCAAGGCAUAUUUUAUGUAGGUAUUAAUCAAUUUUUAUUACCGAUCUCUGAAUAAGAAUGUAAGUUUAAGAGCAAAAGUGUUGUCUCAGUUUAUAGAGUGCCUUUUGUCAUUAUGAGUAUUUAUUUGUUGAUUUGUUUGUUUAUUUAGAGGUAACGCAACUCAGUCACAUGGAUCGCUGUCAAAAGUCCCUUGACUUUUUGAAAUGUGUGAUGCAGCUUUUUUCUUUUUUUUGCUGAGUUCAAAUCAAAUAUUCAUGCCCAUCAGAGGCAAAGCUGUGCAAAGAUAACUUAAUCCAAAAGCAUUUUAAACUCCGUCCUCCAUUUUCAGUGGUGUUGAUCAGCGAGAUCCUAUGCUAGCCAGUAUCACUUUAUUUGGGCUCAUUUUCAAACACCUUAUAUCCUAAGUCAAACAGAACAAUUAUUUACAUUUCAUUAUUUUGCAGUUAAAACAAGGAUUCUUUUAAUUUUUUAAUACUGACUAUGGAUGACAUGGAUGUUUGGCACAUAUUCACCUGUAUGCCAUUCAUCAUAGAUCAGAGUGGACUAAAUGCAAGCAUUGUUGACCUGCAGUGUUUGAACAAAAAAACCCAUAUUUUUCAGUAAAAACGUUAUAAAUUGUAUAUGUUUAAAUAUAUAUUGUUUGCUUGGCUGGGGAAAAAAAUUGACAUAAGCAUUGAAUGAACAGCUUGGAAAGCAA
This is a messenger RNA of Brienomyrus brachyistius, 2248 nucleotides long. RefSeq names its product nicotinamide nucleotide adenylyltransferase 2 (gene nmnat2). Lineage: Eukaryota; Metazoa; Chordata; Actinopteri; Osteoglossiformes; Mormyridae. Gene Ontology annotation, cellular component: Golgi apparatus. The record is from RefSeq and is a predicted model, not a curated record. Gene Ontology annotation, molecular function: nicotinamide-nucleotide adenylyltransferase activity; nicotinate-nucleotide adenylyltransferase activity. Gene Ontology annotation, biological process: NAD+ biosynthetic process. The coding region runs from base 141 to 1061 and encodes 306 amino acids. The transcript is spliced from 11 exons.